CUUCAUCAAAGAAAAUGAUUGGUUAAUGUUAUCGCGUACGUCAAGAAGUGGAAAGAUUCAACGAUGUUUUAAAACAAAAACAGAAGAUAAUAUAUUUACAUACUUGUUUAGACCAGUGAAGACAGUGUUCUGUACUUAAAGAUGUCUAGUAAAGAGAAUAUGCCCCCUGUCAAAGACAGGAAGAGUAAGAUCCCAGUUCCAAGUAUGCUACCAGUGAGGAAAGGAAUUAAGCGAGCUGUCUCCCCAAAUGCCUGCAAAAGUGAUCCCAAAAGGUCCCCAAGCACCUCAAAGAGGUCAUCAACAAUGAAUAAGGGAAGGCCAGAAACUAGACAGUUUGGAAAUCAGCAGAGAAAAAUUCUCGGGGAGCUGCCAUGUGAACAACGAAAGAUUGUAAAAGUUCAUAGAGCAUUAAACAAGAGUCCAUUAACUAAACAGAAAGCUGCAAAAAGACAACCUAUGGUGAAACGUUCAACAUUGAAAAAGGAAACUGGUGUAUCAAGUUGUACAAGUGGUUUUGGAGUGGGAGACCUCAGCUUGUUACCCGAUCAGUCAGGGAUAGAGUUUGAGACAGAUGAUUCAGCUUUGCAGAGUAUACUUGAUGAGACCGGGAUACAGUAUGUUCAGCCUCAACAUGGGAACCAGCCGCAGAUGUCAAAAUUCUCCAGACAUACUUUAGCUGCUGUACCAAAGGCACAGAAAGAGUCGAUUGGACCAUCCAGAAUUAAAGUUGAAGAUUUCCGUAAAGUAUGUGAUGACUUUAUCAGUCGAACUACAAGCAAACAGCCCAAUGCUAAACGUCAUUGCAGGGAACCGGAAUUCAAAAAUGAAGAUAAUUUCAACUUAAAGUUGACCCCAUCAAAGACAGAUUUCUGUAAGAAGUUUGGUGUAGAAAAGAAUAUCACAUUCAAAGGAGUUACACCUGGAUAUGCGUCACGCCAGAGUUUACCAGGAAGGACAAAGGUUCGACAGCCUGAUCCGUUCAUUAUUCCCGGGAGAUGUAGCAUGAUAGGCCAGGCAUCAAGAAGACUGGCAAUGGUCGGGGAGGAGGAAAUACUAAGUGUGACUCCUGGGCGUGCUAGCAUAGCUCCACAAACACCUUUACGUGUCCCGAAGAAAAUAAAGAAUAUGGAAGAUGCUGCUCAGUUAGAGAAUGAAGUUUUUUCAGGCAAUGUCAACAGGCAUCAAACACCAGGUAGAGUCAGUCUAUCUUCACAGAAACCUGGUAGAGUUAGUCUAUCUGCACAGAACCCAGGCAGACCCAGUCUAUCAUCACAAACCCCGGGAAGAGUAAGUUUGUCAGCACAAACACCAGGAAGAACCAGCCUAGCUCCGCAGACCCCUUCCAGAGCCAGCCUGUAUGAUAAAAGUUGUAAUAUACAAAGCGUAGGGAGACCAAGUCUUAUCACACAGCCCCCUGGUCGAGUGAGUCUCUCUGCCCAACAUCCACCUCAAUAUUGCCAGAACAAAUAUGACAAUCUUUCCAGUGAAGGGAAGCCAACACAGACACCAGGGCGGGUCAGCUUGUCCUCUGUCCAAAACUCUCGUCAACACAGGGUCAGUAUGAUAGAUCAAACCCCAGGUCGAGUGAAAAUACAGGAUCAAAGUAAGGACAAAGCUGAUAAUGAUACCAAGAAGACUGACAGUAUUUGUGAGAAUUUGGCAAAGAGAUUUCUAAUGGAUACUCCAGAAAAGGUUGAUAAUCCAGAUACCAUGUCUAAAGUCUCUAAAAAUAAGACACCUGUGCGAGAAAAGGCUGCUGGUACGUGUGCAACUCCUCUAAGAGUUAAACUUCUUCAAACAGACCAGUCAACACCAAAGUCCACACCACAACGUGUUCUCAAACCUGCAAACACCUUGCAACAUACUCCACAAAGAGUACAGGUCCAGGGUGUGACAAAAUCCUCAAGUACACCCCAAGAACCUAUGAGGGUAGCUAAAAAAGUUGGCACGCCCAUAACUCCGAUACGAGUUUCAGUCAUGUCACCUGGUGUGUUACCAAGACAACCAGCAGAUAUCAAACAAGAAACCCCAAGUAGGAAAACUCCCAGCAAGAGUAAAAUGUCUGAUGGUGUCGACCUGAGAACAAUUUGGAAAACAAAGAAAACUCCUUCUAAGUCACCAAUAAUGAAGGAAGUUCUUGUCAAAGAGGAGGAGGGCAGUAGCAGUGAUGUGUCAACACCAAAGAAUCACAAAGAAGGAUUACCAGGGGCAGUUGCAAUAUCUAUAAAGAAAAAGAAAACAUUGACCUGGGCAGAUGCCCUUGAAUCUUGCCAGACCAC
Messenger RNA from Ruditapes philippinarum (Manila clam), 2279 nucleotides. RefSeq lists its product as uncharacterized. The record is from RefSeq and is a predicted model, not a curated record. NCBI's taxonomy places the organism in Eukaryota, Metazoa, Mollusca, Bivalvia, Venerida, Veneridae.